AUGGGCUGCAUUUAUGAGGCCAUGGAUAUGGAUAAGGAGGCCAUUCAUGAUAGCUUUUCGAAACCGGAUGACUACAACACAACUUUUUAUAAAGAUGUAAGUGGGGUAGCUUGUGAAGAAGUAGAAAAAGGUUUGUAUGAUUGCAUUAUGAGGCUUGUUCCCGAGCAACAAGAUCAAGACAAGAUUUCAAAGGAAUUGGAUAAAUAUCAGAAUGCACAAAGACUAUUUGUUGAUUGGUGGGAGCAUGUGGAUCUUCAACUCCUAAUCUAA
Molecule: messenger RNA, 270 nt
Organism: Lactuca virosa
Lineage: Eukaryota; Viridiplantae; Streptophyta; Magnoliopsida; Asterales; Asteraceae
Source: the annotation of a GenBank genome assembly